Molecule: messenger RNA, 208 nt
Organism: Sphaeroforma arctica JP610
Lineage: Eukaryota; Ichthyosporea; Ichthyophonida
Exons: 2
Source: RefSeq, a predicted model, not a curated record
CGGGAGUGGCCAAUAUAGAGUGUUUGGAUCGCAAGACGUAGAUAAACAGUGGAUCUCCGAGGUUCGGAAGGGAAACGGAUUCACCAACACAAGGAUAGUGCCCAGGUUUAUUAUCGAGGGAUUGAAUUACCAGCCAUUCCAGCAACUGGCCAGCGGAGAAAAGGAGCUCAAGCGGUUCGUGGCGGAAAUAGUCAAGACGUGUAGGUAG